GUUUUUCUUCCUCUCAACAACGCCACUCAUUCGUCUCAUUGCCAUCAAAUUCCGCUUUCUACAACGCUAGCAACCAUAUCCGUCCACGGCCUCUACCCCGUUCUUCUUGUUUAGUUUGUCAUUCUACGCGGAUCAUCAUUCUCUUGCAUCAUGUCAUUGCCUCCCACUCGUGCCACUCUCCCCAUGCCCGCCGCCGGACUCCUCAAUCCAACCCCCGGACAAAGCAAACCACGACGCAUCAAGUAGCUACUCGAGCUUGAUCCAGACCCAUUUGCCAUAUCCCAUGUUUGGUGGACACAUUACACGACGGAAUCACCACCCCGUCUCCAGCUUUUCCCACACACAUCUCUCCACGUCCAAAGUCUAAUCGUCUCCUCCCCCCAUCCUCAGGAGACUUUGCCUCAAUAUCUUGCAUUGGCAUCUACUUGAUUGAGGAUAUAACAUCUGGACUGACUUCCAUCAUUUGUCUCUUCAUCUCUCAACAUAAGUCAGUCUAUCGAGGUCGCAAUUACAGACACGACCAAAUCUCAACCUGAAAUGGCUGGCGUAGAGGACAAACGAAUCGACAUGGCUCAUUCAGAGGAUGUCGAAUCCGCCCGGUAUUCCAAAGAUGAAAUCCGUCGAGCUUCCUUCAAGCAUGGCGACAGGGCUCUUGCUUUUGUUGGGGAGUCUCGUGUCGAGGUCACAGCGGAAGAUGACAAAAGAAUUCGCCGCAAGACCGAUAAGGUCAUCCUCGUCAUAUUGAUUUGGGUCUACUUCCUUCAAAUCCUCGACAAGAGCGUGCUAGGAUAUGGCGCCCUCUUUGGUCUUCAAGAAGACACCAACCUCACAGGAGACCAGUACUCUCUAGUCGGAUCCAUCGCACCCAUUGCCCAGCUGGCCUGGCAGCCAUUCUCAUCCUUCCUUAUCGUCAAAGUCCCCCACCGAAUCCUCAUGCCAUCACUCGUUCUAGGAUGGGGUAUCGCUCAAGCCGCCAUGGCCGCAUGCCACAACUACGGUGGUCUUCUCGCCGCUCGAUUCUUCCUCGGUCUUUUCGAAGCCGGCUGUCUCCCCUUAUUUUCCGUCAUCACAUCUCAAUGGUAUCGUCGCGCCGAACAACCCAUCCGCGUCGCCGCAUGGUACGGUACCAACGGCCUCGCCACCAUCAUCGCAUCCGCCCUAUCCUACGGUCUCGGACACAUCAAAUCCGAUGUCCUAGCCGAAUGGCAAAUCAUCUUUCUUUUCGUCGGCCUAGUCACCAUCGUAUCCGCCCCCGUUGUGUACUGGUUCCUCGACAACGACAUCCCCUCCGCACGAUUUCUCACCGACCACGAAAAGGCCCAAGCCAUUGAACGGCUCCGCGCCAACCAAACCGGUACCGGCUCGCGAGAAUUCAAAUGGAGUCAUAUCGGCGAAGCCGCACUCGAACCCAAAACCUAUCUCUGGCUCGGCAUGGCCUUACUUCUCAACGUCGGCGCCGCCGUAACCAACACCUUCGGCCCAUUGAUUCUCAAAGGCGUCGGAUUCGACAAAUACAAGACCUCUCUCCUCAACAUGCCCUUUGGCGCCAUGCAACUCAUCGCCAUCCUCAUCUCAUCCUAUGCGGCUCAACGCGCAAAACUCAAAUUCGCCGUCCUCGCCAUCCUCAUGCUACCCGUCAUCGCCGGGCUAGCCGCCCUGUACAAAAUCCCUCGCGGAUCUGACCACACCGCCCCACUCCUCGUCGCCUACUAUCUCCUCGCCUUCAUCUUCGGCGGCAACCCGAUCAUCGUGUCCUGGAUCGUCGGCAACACCGGCGGCAGCACGAAGAAAUCGGUCAUCAUGUCACUAUACAACGCUGGCUCAUCAGCCGGAAAUAUCAUCGGACCUUUGUUAUUCAGCAAGAAAGACGCACCAGCUUACUUGCCUGGAUUACAAAAGGUUCUGGCCAUUUUUGCCACCUUGGUGGCGGUUAUUUUGAUUCAAUUUGUGAAUUUAUUGUUUUUGAAUAAAAUGCAGGAGAAGAAGAGGGUCAAGAAUGGGAAAAUGGCAAAGAUCAAGGAUCAUUCCAUGCAGGAUAAAUAUGUGGCGAUGGAUGAGGGGGUUGAUGAGAAUGGGAACAGGUUGGGUGAUAAUGCGUUUUUGGAUCUCACGGAUCGGAAGAAUGAUGAGUUUACGUAUAUUUAUUGAGCUGAGAUGGGUUGAUGUGAGGAGGGACCUUGGAUGAUGGAUUUGGGAGUUUGUUGGCAUGUUGUCAUGUUGUCAUGAUGUUGGAUAAUGGUUUGGAGGCUCAAAUUGUUUAGCAUUUUGCUUCAAAGCUACAUAGUAUAU
Exophiala mesophila is the source of this 2289-nucleotide messenger RNA. RefSeq lists its product as uncharacterized. Gene Ontology annotation, molecular function: transmembrane transporter activity. Lineage: Eukaryota; Fungi; Ascomycota; Eurotiomycetes; Chaetothyriales; Herpotrichiellaceae. Gene Ontology annotation, biological process: transmembrane transport. Gene Ontology annotation, cellular component: membrane. The record is from RefSeq and is a predicted model, not a curated record. The coding region runs from base 538 to 2148 and encodes 536 amino acids. The transcript is spliced from 2 exons.